AUGAAAUGCAGAGAGAUGGUUCAGCAUAGCCAAUAUUGGGCAACAAGCAUUCAAAGUGGAAAAUACAGAACUGCGGACAUGUACAAGGAUAUUAGGGGAGACCGUGGUGAUGUGUGCUGGAAGAAAUUGGUUCACAACAACCAUGCUCGACCAAGAGCCUGUUUCACCCUAUGGUUGGUCAUGUUAGGAAGGCUCCCUACGAAAGAUAGGCUUGCGAAGAUUGGUAUUAUCACGGAUGGGAUUUGUGUAUUCUGCCAGGAAAAUGAAACCUUGCCUCAUCUCUUCUUUCACUGUGAGUACACUCAGCGGAUAUGGGUGCAUAUAUUGGAGUGGAAUGGAUAUUCCAGAUCAGUGCUGGACUGGGAAAGAGAAAAGUUGUGGCUCAUUGGAGAAACGAAAAAAAAGGGCUGGCGUAGAGAUAUUCUGAAGAUAUCACUCACGGAAACAAUCUAUUAUAUAUGGAUAACUCGGAAUGCUGCUAUUUUCCAAAAUCAGGUUCCUAUCAAUGUAAUCCAAAACAUUAAACAAGCGGUGGUAACUAGAUGCAGCGGUCGAAAAGCGUUGCGUACUCAUGUGAACAAAGAACUGAUGAGAAUUGGCUAA
Messenger RNA from Vicia villosa (hairy vetch), 603 nucleotides. RefSeq lists its product as uncharacterized. The transcript has a single exon. NCBI's taxonomy places the organism in Eukaryota, Viridiplantae, Streptophyta, Magnoliopsida, Fabales, Fabaceae. The record is from RefSeq and is a predicted model, not a curated record. The coding region runs from base 1 to 603 and encodes 200 amino acids.